This is a messenger RNA of Cryptomeria japonica (Japanese cedar), 1801 nucleotides long. Its product is annotated as small ribosomal subunit protein uS2y. The record is from RefSeq and is a predicted model, not a curated record. NCBI's taxonomy places the organism in Eukaryota, Viridiplantae, Streptophyta, Pinopsida, Cupressales, Cupressaceae. Bases 208 to 1155 code for a protein of 315 amino acids. The transcript has 6 exons. Gene Ontology annotation, cellular component: ribosome; 90S preribosome; cytosolic small ribosomal subunit. Gene Ontology annotation, molecular function: structural constituent of ribosome. Gene Ontology annotation, biological process: cytoplasmic translation; ribosomal small subunit assembly.
CCCCCAUGGCUAAACGCUUUGCUACGGAUGACAAACAAACAAAACCCAUAUGACCAGAUGCUAACGAAUCAUUCGUCCUAGGGUAUAGGAAUGAGGGGUUUAUACUAACCAGGCAUCGGUGUUGAUCAAAGAAGAAACGGAUCUGCGGCGGAAACAAACAUCUGAAGGGGGAAAGAGAUCGUUAUUCUUUCCCUUGGGGAGGAAAAAAUGGCGGCCAAUAAGGUUUUAACGCAGAGGGAAGCAGACAUUCAGAUGAUGCUUGCAGCCGAUGUCCAUCUCGGCACCAAGAACUGUGAUUUUCAGAUGGAGCGAUACGUUUUCAAGAGGCGCUCAGACGGCAUCUUCAUUAUCAAUUUGGGUAAAACUUGGGAAAAGCUACAGCUUGCUGCAAGAAUUAUUGUAGCAAUUGAGAACCCUCAGGAUAUAAUUGUGCAGUCUGCAAGGCCCUAUGGACAGAGAGCAAUUCUGAAGUUUGCCCAAUAUACUGGAGCACAGGCAAUUGCUGGCAGGCACACACCUGGAACAUUUACAAAUCAGCUUCAGACAUCAUUUAAUGAGCCACGUCUUCUGAUUCUUACUGAUCCAAGAACUGACCAUCAGCCUAUAAGAGAAGCAGCACUUGGUAAUAUUCCUACCAUUGCCUUCUGUGACACUGACUCUCCAAUGAAACAUGUUGACAUUAGCAUUCCUGCCAAUAACAAGGGAAAACACAGCAUUGGUUGUCUAUUUUGGAUGAUGGCAAGGAUGGUUUUGCAAAUGCGGGGGACAAUUCUCCCUGGCCAUCCUUGGGAUGUCAUGGUUGACCUGUUCUUUUAUAGGGAGCCAGAGGAAGCCAAGGAACGUGAAGAAGAGGAGGUUGCACAGCCUGACUAUACUCCUGGUUUUGCUCUUGGUGCAGAUCAAUGGGGUGCAGAUACUGGUGAUGCCCAGUGGGGGGAGGCUACUGUUGCUGCAGUUCCUGCUGCAAUACCUGCAGUUCCUGCUGAUUGGAUGCCUGCAGCUGAACCUGUUGAUGCUGUUCAAUGGGAUGCGGCAGCCCCUCCAGUAAUGGCCCCAGCAUGGGAUGCAGCUCCAGUACCAACGGUUCCUGGAUCGGCUGCAACAAGUUGGGAGGCUCCAAUUGAUCCUACAAGUUGGCCUCCUGGUUCUCAAUGAUUUCAAUUUGUCUCUUUUCAACUCCAUUUUUCUGAGGAAGGUGGAAAGGUAAGCUUUCUUCCCCUCCCCAAACUUCUUCGAGUCAACUUUUGGGUUUUUCUCACCACUCAACUUGGGCCGUUGCUGGUUUGGUAGGCCUUUACAGUGAUCUUCUGACUUGUUGUUAAAGGCUUGUCCGAUCUGUGAGCUUGUUUUAGGGUCAACAUCCUUGUGUUGUUCCCUUUCUUUUAUGUCGCCUACAGGUUGUUUGUAUAUAGGGCCAACACCUUUGUUUUGUUGCUUAUUUUAAUGAAAAAUAUAUCUCUUGCAAAGAGUACAAACAUGUAUUCCAUUGCACCUAUGGUGCACAUGGGUUUUAAAUCUAAGUUCAUCCAAUGUGGGGAUGUUGUCUAUGUAGCCGACAAAAUUCUCUUGAUUAGAUAGUAUUUUGCCAUUUAUUAAUCACAAACUAAACACACAAAACUGUCUAAGCAAGGCAAUUUUGUUGAUUGCAUAGACAUUUUCCUUAUGUAUAUAGAGGAAGAUUAAGUGUGCAGCAAAUGGAAACCGAAAAGUCACAUGCAUUAACGACAAUGUUCUAAAAACUAUUGUUUCGUAUUGUACAUGAAAAUUUGAUGUUGUAAUAAUUGUAUGUUUGCUAUGUUCA